This is a messenger RNA of Zalophus californianus (California sea lion), 5175 nucleotides long. It is a transcript of the gene PASK, whose product is annotated as PAS domain containing serine/threonine kinase. Gene Ontology annotation, cellular component: nucleus; cytoplasm; cytosol. The coding region runs from base 142 to 4680 and encodes 1512 amino acids. Gene Ontology annotation, biological process: intracellular signal transduction; regulation of DNA-templated transcription; protein phosphorylation. The record is from RefSeq and is a predicted model, not a curated record. The transcript has 18 exons. Gene Ontology annotation, molecular function: protein serine/threonine kinase activity; ATP binding. Lineage: Eukaryota; Metazoa; Chordata; Mammalia; Carnivora; Otariidae.
UCUGUCGCCUCAGGCCCCUCAGCCAAUCAGGGCUCCCGACUCCGUGCUGGCUCAGCCAAUGGAAUCCCACCCCAGGUUUGAACCCCGACGCGUCUGCGCAGCCUCAGCGCCUCAUGGGAAUUGUAGUUCACCCUCGAGGCCAUGCGGUCCUCAGCAGCAGGAGGAGCCAGCCUCACCUCCUCGGGACAGUUGACGGUUGCUGCCCUGGCCGGCCGGUUCCCAAUGGAGGACGGAGGCUCCCCCGAGAGCCCAGCUGUGUGGACUGCCUCCGAGCCCAGCGAGUCCCUGUCCUCGGCCCACAGACACCUGAGCAGAAGGAAUGGGCUUUCGAAGCUCUGCCAGAGCAGGAUGGGCCUCUCUGAAGACAGAUGGAAUUCCUACUGUUUGUCGUCACUGGCCGCCCAGAACAUCUGCACCAGCAAACUGCACUGCCUGGUGCCACCGGAGCCGCCGGAACUGCCCCGGUCCCUGGGCAGCGCGUCCUGCUGCUCUCUGCUGCGGGGCUUGUCCUCAGGGUUGUCCACGCCCCUGCUCCCCACCCCCGUGUGCAACCCGAACAAGGCCGUGUUCACUGUGGACGCCAAGACCACAGAGAUCCUGGUUGCCAACGACAAGGCUUGCCAGCUCCUGGGGCACAGCAGCCAUGACCUGAUCGGCCAGAAGCUCAUGCAGUUCUUCCUGAAGCCCGAUUCCGACGUGGUGAAGGCCCUCAGUGAAGAGCACGUGGAGGCCGACGGCCGUGCCGCUGUCGUGUUCGGCACAGUAGUAGACGUGGUGAGCCGCAGCGGGGAGAAGAUCCCCGUUUCUGUGUGGAUGAAGAAGGUGAAGCAGGAGCAUAGCUUGUGCCGUGUGGUCGUGCUGGAGCCUGUGGAGCGGGUGUCCGCCUGGGUCGCUUUCCAGGGCGAUGGAACCAUAACAUCCUGUGACAGCCUGUUUGCUCUCCUGCAUGGGUACGCAUCUGGGGAGGAGAUGCUCGGGCAGCACAUCGCAGACCUGAUCCCUUCUGUGCAGCUCCCCCCCCGCGGCGAGCCUGUUCCACAGAAUCUCAAGAUUCAGAGGUCUGUUGGGAGAGCCAAGGAUGGUACCACUUUCCCUCUGAGCUUAAAACUGAAAUCUGAGUCCAGUAGCGAGAUGGUGGAAGACAGCAGUGCAGUCCCCGAGCUGGGUUACUCGGCAUCCAUCUGGGUAUUCUCCACCAUCAGCGGCCUCAUCACCCUCCUGCCCGACGGGACCAUCUACGGCAUCAACCACAGCUUUGCACUGAUGCUGUUCGGUUACGGGAAGACGGAGCUUCUGGGCAAGAACAUCACUUUCCUGAUUCCCGGCUUCUACCACUACAUGGGCCUUGCGUGUGACACUUCUUUACCGCUGCCAGACCUGGCCAACUGCUUGGAUAUCGGCAACCAGAGUGAGCCUGGGGAGACAAGCGUGGGCCCCUGGCAGGGCCGGAACCCAGCCGGCGUGGCCACGGAUCCAAGGGCUAACGGCGCGCUUGUUGGAGACCACGUUCUUCCACGAGGGGAGACCCGAGAGCCCGUGGGAAGCCAAGAAGCCUUCGCUGGGACCCAGGCCCAAGCAGACCCUGGAGGCGGCCUCUCUUCCUCCCUCCCGCGUCUGCCCACUCCAGGAGUGGACAGCAUCCCAGAAGGAAGUCCGCCAGCCCAGGAAUGGUCGUCACCCGAGGACCAGGGAGACACCCCGGAAGGAAGCGCACCAGCCCAGGAAUGGUCGUCACCCGAGGACCAGGGAGACAUCCCGGAAGGAAGCCCGCCAGCCCAGGAAUGGUCGUCACUCGAGGACCAGGGAGACAUCCCGGAAGGAAGCGCACCAGCCCAGGAAUGGUCUUCACCCGAGGACCGGAGAGACAUCCCGGAAGGAAACGCACCAGCCCAGGAAUGGUCUUCACCCGAGGACCAGGGAGACACCCCGGAAGGAAGCGCACCAGCCCAGGAAUGGUUGUCACCCGAGGACCAGGGAGACAUCCCGGAAGGAAGCCCGCCAGCCCAGGAAUGGUCGUCACCCGAGGACCAGGGAGACAUCCCGGAAGGAAGCGCACCAGCCCAGGAAUGGUCUUCACCCGAGGACCGGGGAGACAUCCCGGAAGGAAGCGCACCAGCCCAGGAAUGGUUGUCACCCAAGGACCAGGGAGACAUCCCGGAAGGAAACGCACCAGCCCAGGAAUGGUCUUCACCCGAGGACCAGGGAGACAUCCCGGAAGGAAGCGCACCAGCCCAGGAAUGGUUGUCACCCAAGGACCAGCGAGACAUCCUGGAGGGAAGCGCACCAGCCCAUAGCCAACAGUCAUCAGCCGAUGACCAGCCGAAUGCUCUCUUGGAGAAAGAGGAACCUGCAGCCCCAGAAAGCCUCAGACAGGACCUUGUAGGAAGAAGCGGGUCUCACCCAGUACACACAUGGAUGUCUGCCUCCCGUGAAGGAUCUGAGGAUAGGAGCAGGCAUGCUGAAAUGUGUAGCCUGUAUGAGGCACAGUUGGAGUGGACAAGCUUGAGCAGUGCCCGCAAUUCGAACCAUCGGGCUGAUACCAUCAUGCCCGAGCCCCAUGCCACAGGCCAGCUGGCAGGGGAGGGUCUCCUGAUGCCCUGCCCUGGAUAUCGGGGUGAGCAGAGCACGCAGUCAGGAAGCCCCCCCAGGACAGCACGACUCCCGUUUUUGAUGCCUACUCUGGAUGAGCCGUGGGUGGCCGUGGAGAAUGACCGCGAGGAGCUACAGACUUGCUUAAUUAAGGAGCAGCUGUCCAAGUUGAGCCUCGUGGAACCACUGGGUGUCUCUUACACCAAGCUGGCCCCAGAAGAGCGCCCCCAAUUCUCUGCCCCUGUGUCCUUGUGCGACCCAGGAAGCAGGGCCCUGUGCAGCCGAGCAGGCAGCUCCUCGGCCUACUAUGCUCUGGCCACAGACCUCCCUGGUGUGCUGGAUGCAGCGCCAGCCCAGGAGGCUGAUGGGAAUUCAUUUUCCUGGAACCUCAAGGAACUCUUUUACAAUGAACGGACAGAUCGAACUUCCUCCAGCUGUUCCUGCACUGCGUCUGAGCUUGUGGGGACGCCGUCUCCUUCGCCGGCAGGCUCUGAUGUAGACAUGAGUGGUCUGCACCGGCGGAGAUCAGAUGUUCUGGAUGACCGAGAAUUGUUGCUCCUGACCGGCACUUACUUCGAUCUUGGGGAGGCUCGGCAGUUUUGCGAGAGCCGUCUGGGGCCCCAUCAAGUAGAGCCCUCCGAGACGUGUCUGGUAUCCUCAGAACACUAUGAAGUGAGUGGCAGAGAGAGCCCAGCCUGUGUCCUUCCCACGCCGGGGGCUGGCCCCGCAGAUGUGUGCCCCACAGAGGAGCCCAGGUUGAGUUUCCAGGUCACCUCCACACCUGUGAGAGGGGACAGCCCGGCAACAUCUGGGGGUACCCGCGUGCAGCAGGAGAUCCAGGAGGGGACCUACGCCGGCAGCUGCUACCACCGGGAUGGAGCCCAGCUGAGUGUGCAGUUUGAGGUGAAGCGGGUGGAGCUCCAAGGCUCCGCAACCCUGUUCUGCUGCUGGCUCAUGAAGGACCUGCUGCACAGCCGCCGGGACUCGGCCACGCGGGCCCGUCUGCUCCUGGCCAGCCUGCCCAGCUCCAGCCACUCCGUGUGCGAGCUUUCUGAACCCAGCAUGGGGGAGAUGCUCAGAAGCAAGCCCUGGUUCGAGGAGCCCCCCAGGGCUGUGGAGCUGGAGGGGCCGGCAGCCUGCGAGGGCGCAUACUCCCGCAAGUACAGCACGCUGAGCCCCCUGGGCAGUGGGGCCUUUGGCUUCGUCUGGACUGCAGUGGACAAGGAAGCCAACAAGGAGGUGGUGGUAAAGUUUAUUAAGAAGGAGAAGGUUUUGGAAGAUUGUUGGAUCGAGGAUCCCAAACUUGGAAAAGUUACUUUAGAGAUUGCAAUUCUGUCCAGGGUGGACCACGCCAAUAUCAUCAAGGUGUUGGACGUAUUUGAAAACCAAGGGUUCUUUCAGCUUGUGAUGGAGAAGCACGGCUCCGGCCUGGACCUGUUUGCAUUCAUUGACCGCCACCCCAGCCUUGACGAGCCCCUGGCAAGUUACAUCUUCCGACAACUGGUGACGGCGGUGGGGUACCUGCGCUCGAAGAGCAUCAUUCACCGCGACAUCAAAGACGAGAACAUUGUGAUCGCGGAGGACUUUACCAUCAAGCUGAUCGACUUCGGCUCCGCUGCCUACUUGGAGAAGGGCAGGCUGUUUCAUACGUUUUGUGGGACUAUUGAGUACUGCGCACCCGAAGUCCUCAUGGGAAACCCGUACAAGGGGCCGGAGCUGGAGAUGUGGUCGCUGGGGGUCACGCUGUACACGCUGAUCUUUGAGGAGAACCCCUUCUGCGAGCUGGAGGAGACCAUGGAGGCCAUGAUCCACCCCCCGUACCUGGUGUCAGAAGAUCUCAUGAACCUCAUGUCUGGGCUGCUGCAGCCUGUGCCCGAGCAGCGCACCACCCUGGAGAAGCUGGCGACAGACCCCUGGGUGACACAGCCCGUGAAUCUUGCUAACUACACCUGGGAUGAGGUGUGUCGCAUGAACAAGCCAGAAAGUGGAGCUCUGUCCGGUGUGAGCCUGGAGGCCGAGAGCAGGUGCGCCAGGGAAGUGGCGUGGGGUCUGGAGCCCUGCGGGGCCCUGUGCCCCAGGGGAGGCCCCUGAUGCGCCAACUCCAGCUCCCUGCUGCUCCCUCAGGAGCAGGUUGUUUUCAGGCCCCCUCCAGUCAGAGAAAGUAAAUUCUCAAGCAUUAGGCCCAAUUCACCUUCUAAAAACUCCUCUGCAAGUUUGAGAAAUGCUAGAACAAAAGCCGGUGGUGCUACAGAUUUUAGGAUUAUAAAUAGACUUGGAAUUCAUUUUUCACAUGACCUUGGAUAAGCAUGCUAGCGUUUGGUUGAAUUUUGUGCCAUGAAAGGGCUUUAAUCUUUCUGAUGUUGUAUAUAUGCAUGUGUUUGUUUCCUCUGACUUGACAUGUGCUCAUCUGAUGUGUGGAGUUGGUAGAACUGGUUAUCAGAGACCAGACUAUUUCAUUAACUUAUUUUUUGAACAUUUCCAAAUUAAAGCAAUUUUGUAGUGAGCCAUGAUCCGGACUUGGACUGACUGAAUUCUUCCACGAUGCCGGCGUGGGGAGUGUUUCAUCGCUUUACUUUUAUGUUUGUG